This is a messenger RNA of Dermochelys coriacea (leatherback sea turtle), 1977 nucleotides long. It is a transcript of the gene VGLL4, whose product is annotated as vestigial like family member 4. The record is from RefSeq and is a predicted model, not a curated record. Gene Ontology annotation, biological process: negative regulation of DNA-templated transcription. Gene Ontology annotation, molecular function: transcription coactivator binding. NCBI's taxonomy places the organism in Eukaryota, Metazoa, Chordata, Testudines, Dermochelyidae. The transcript has 5 exons. The coding region runs from base 607 to 1494 and encodes 295 amino acids.
UUUGCAGUGGUAGCACUGCUUCCUGUCAAGAGCAACUCUGACAUGGUCCUUCUGUAAAGACUCUCCACCUCCUCCUCCUCGUUUCUUUCAAACACUCAAUACAUUUAGAGACUGAUCUUGUGCAGAAAAUAUCCCUGACAUUUGAAGAGCUCCAGGGAUUCAGUGAGCAUGCUCAGUGCUCUCUGCCUGAUAGAAAGAGGAAGCUAGUUUACAUACGACUCAUACCAAGCAUAGCCUGCAUGUCAGUGCAGUUAACUUGCAGCGGGCUGUGAGGAGAACUAGCUUGUCUUUGUCCUAGGACAUUUCUCUAAUUUUUCCCCCACUCUUAAAUAUCCAGAAAGAUUUGCAAAGUUUUUUUUUAAAUGGUUUUCUUUGUAGGUGUGGGACAAAAUACACUCUAAACUCAGUCUCUGAAAUCCUGGAAAGGUUCCUCCCUUCCCAUCCAACUUUCCUUAAUAUACUUUAUUUUGAUUAAUCAAAGGCUGGGCCUUGAGCUUGUGAAGUUUAGAAAAGAGCCAGGAGCUAGUCAGGCAGCGUUUGUCCCGCGUCCUUCUCCCUGUUUCUGGGCAAAAGCAAAGAAGCUGGUCUUUUUUGUUAGCCCGAUAAAUGCUAUUUAUGAAGAUGGACCUGUUGAACUACCAAUACUUGGACAAGAUGAACAACAAUAUUAGCAUGCUGUGCUAUGAAGGUGAAGCUGCUCUAAGAGGUGAGCCCAGAAUGCAGUCUCUUCCAGUAUCCUCUGCUCUAACCAACCAUCGAACAGGCCCUCCUCCCAUCAGCCCCAACAAGAGAAAGUUCAGCAUGGACCAAGGGGAAGAUGAGCUAGACUGUGAAAAUGAACAUGUCUCUAAAAUGAGUCGAAUGUUCAACCCACACCUAAACAAGACUGCCAAUGGGGAUUAUCGAAAGGAGCACAGAGACAGGAGUCGCAGUCCAAUAGAACGGGCUGCUGCCCCAACAAUGAGCCUUCAUGCCAAUCACAUGUAUGCCUCAAUCCCAAGCUUGACCAUGGAUCAACCUCUAGCACUGACCAAAAACAGCAUGGAUGCAACACGAACAGUCAGCAUGACACCUGCGCUGACUUCUGUGGAACGGCAGCAGAACCGUCCGUCUGUAAUCACAUGUGCCUCUGCAAACAACCGUAACUGUAACCUCUCCCACUGCCCCAUCGCCCACAGUAGCUGUGGUUCAGCCAUGCCAGCAAGUUAUAGAAGACCAUCGAGCACUACCACUGCCUGUGAUCCAGUGGUGGAAGAGCACUUCCGCAGAAGCCUUGGCAAGAAUUACAAGGAGCCUGAGCCAGUGGCAAACUCUGUGUCCAUCACAGGAUCAGUUGAUGACCACUUUGCCAAAGCACUUGGGGAUACAUGGCUUCAGAUUAAAGCCGCAAAGGAUGGAGUGUCCAGCAGUCCUGAGUCUGCCUCAAGGCGGGGCCAAUCUUCCCCUUCUUCCCACAUGGUCAAUCAUAAUCAUUCACCCUCUGUAGUCUCAUGAAGAGAGCAGAUCAUCAAACUUCUGAAUUUGCAUGGUUUGACUGAGCUUUGAAUAGUGUUGGGGUGAGGGGAGAUUAGUUUUCAACACGUUUUUGUGUACUUGUUUGGUAUUUGUACAAGGGUGCCCUUAAAGAUGAUAGCAGGAACUAUUUGAUAAAGAUCUAUAUGAUGUAGCAUCCUUUUUUUUCCUGCCUCAGUUACCAAAGAAACCUCUGAUGCAAGCAUCUGCUACCCCUUUAAAAAAAAAAAAGCAUGCUAAUCCACAAAAAAGCCAUUACACACAGUUGGUUGACCCAAAUGCUUUUGCUUCUAUUAGCUUCUUGACACUACAAUUUGCCUGGUUUGCUUCCAUUCCCCCCCGUGAAGUAAUUUUGUAUGUAUAUACUUGAAAAGAACUGUCAUGUAUGAUUUGCACUAUUGGAGGAGGACUAAAGUUGCAUGGCAACUUUAUGCAUGAUGCUAAUAUCCUGAAGGCAAACUGCUG